GCCUCAAGCGCCUCGCGCCUCACUGCUACAAUCAUUGUGAGAUACUUAUAUACUCAGGAUUGAUGCGGCUCUGCGCACCCAAAGAGGUGUACAACCCAGGUGUUUUUUUAUCUCGUUACCAUAGCCCGUAUGUCUCGUGUAUAUAAAGUCACCAAAGGGAUCAAGAAUCCUGGAACUAUGAGUUCUCGUCCAGGAUAGACCUUCCUCCUCAGACGCGUCGAUUGCGUAGGUAUAAUCAGUUCAGCGAAAAUGAGACAUCCUUCCCUAUCCGCAGCUCGUACUAUGAACUUGCCAUACCAGGACCACUCAGACUCAAAGCUCAAAGGAUAUGAACACACGUACGAUAUAGGAGCGCGGAUCUGGAGGGAUAAGGACCUCUCCGUAUACGUAGCUCACUAUCAGAAAGACUAUUUUGAGGCACAAGCAUUUGAGAAAUACCGUCUACCUCCGAAAGUUUAUCUCGCGCGGAAAAGAAGGAUCCAGCGGCUGAAAAGAUCAAUUAACUUUGUAGAGGAGAUCGAAUCGGACGAGAGCAAGUUUAUUAUCUCUCGUAUACCAGUGGACGGCAUUGAAAGACACGGGAGAGGCCAGUCAGCGGUGAGAGAGACAGGAACUAAUCAUGACCUCUCAGCUGAGAACUACCCCCCUCUGUGUACCCCACCAGUUAGCCAUCGGAUGUGUCCAGAUGGUAUGCAUCCGCAAUUUGCGGAGGCUGUUUCAUCCCAUCCGACUCGAGAGACAGAGAUGGGGGGUAAAGAUCAUCAGCAGACUCCACGCCGACGGGCUUCUGUGUCUUGAUAAUAGCUGGAUACCUUUUUAUGAUGAUUGGUAUGCGAUUUUACGAUAGUAUGGUCUAGUAAUUUUAGCAUCAUAUCAAGGGUGGACAGCAUCUGUGUGUGUACUCUGCUUUAUUGAAUGCUCAGCUGAGAGUUAGAGCGCCACCGGAGGUUCGCACAUUACGUACAUGCACUACG
This is a messenger RNA of Hypoxylon trugodes, 974 nucleotides long. RefSeq lists its product as uncharacterized. Lineage: Eukaryota; Fungi; Ascomycota; Sordariomycetes; Xylariales; Hypoxylaceae. The record is from RefSeq and is a predicted model, not a curated record. Bases 250 to 798 code for a protein of 182 amino acids. The transcript is spliced from 2 exons.